Elaeis guineensis (African oil palm) is the source of this 1790-nucleotide messenger RNA. Its product is annotated as zinc finger CCCH domain-containing protein 2. Gene Ontology annotation, molecular function: metal ion binding. The record is from RefSeq and is a predicted model, not a curated record. NCBI's taxonomy places the organism in Eukaryota, Viridiplantae, Streptophyta, Magnoliopsida, Arecales, Arecaceae.
UUCCAUGUCCGAACCAGACUGGUGGGAGAGGGAGAGGGAGAGGGAGAGAGGGUAAAUAGGAAAUAUAGAUGCGAGAUUAAGGGGAAGGGAGAGGGAACCAUAAUGAUGAUGGGAGAAGGGAGCCAUUACAAUCCAACGGUUCACGUUCCGCCGUGGACCCCCUUCGACGAUCCGACAGCGGGUGGCGCGUACAACCUCCCCGUGAGCGGGGUCACCGGCGACAGCGGGCACUGCUCCCCGUACGCGCUGGGCGAGGCGGCGUUGGCCGCGUUGCAGCGCUACCUCCCCUGCAACGAGUCUUACGCAGCGGGGGAGGAUUCCGACGAGUCGGACCUGGCGGACGCACCGGUUGACGCCUACUCGUGCGACGAGUUCCGGAUGUACGAGUUCAAGGUGCGGCGGUGCGCAAGGGGGCGUUCCCACGACUGGACUGAAUGCCCCUACGCCCACCCGGGCGAGAAGGCUCGCCGGAGGGAUCCACGGAAGUACCAUUACUCCGGUACCGCCUGCCCGGACUUUCGGAAGGGCAACUGCAAGCGGGGCGACGCCUGCGAGUUCGCGCAUGGGGUGUUCGAGUGCUGGCUCCAUCCGUCCCGCUAUCGGACCCAGCCGUGCAAAGAUGGCACCGCCUGCCGUCGCCGCGUCUGCUUCUUCGCUCACACGCCCGAGCAGCUCCGCGUGCUUCCGGAGCAGCAGCAACAGCAGCAGCAGCAGCAGCAACAACAGCUAAGUCCGAGGACUGCAGCCGCGGACUCCUACGAUGGUUCUCCGCUUCGUCACCAGCAUACCCUGGAGUCUUACGUUUCCAAGAAUCUGAUAUCGUCGUCUCCAACCUCGACGCUGAUCUCGCCGCCGAUAUCUCCGCCCUCGGACUCGCCCCCGAUGUCUCCGAGCGGUGGCCCGGCGGUGCGGCGGUCGUCGUGGCCGGUGAACGAGGUGCUGGCGUCGUUGAGGCAGUUGCAGCUGAGCAAGGUGAGGUCCACGCCGAGUUCCUGGGGGUAUGGAAUGGGUGGCGGAUCUGGAUUUGGUUCACCGAGGGGUGGGACGGGUUUGAGGGUGGGGUUCUGUAGCUUGCCAUCGACGCCGACGAGGACGUCAGCGGUCAGUGGGGGCGCCGUGUGGCUGGAGGGGCCGGAAGGAGGCUCGCUCGAGGGAGAAGAGCCGGUGGAGAGGGUGGAGUCUGGGAGGCCGCUGAGGGCGAAGAUGUUCGAGAGGCUUAGUAAGGACAGCGUUCUGGAGAGACCGGAUGUCGCCACGUCAGCGGCUCCGGCGCCGGACGUUGGUUGGGUUUCCGAGUUGGUGAAGUAGUGGGUAGUUCUGGGUAGCGGGAAAAAAAGAACUUGAGGGAAAGGAGGGAGUUUAUAUUUUGGGUUCGGUCGCCCUUUUUUUUUUUUAAUGAUUAUUGUGAAUAUUUGAGUUUAAAACACUGGAAGAAGGUGUUAUUCUGUAAAUAUGAUGGGUGGGGAUGGCAAGAGAGGUUCCGUUUUGGGGCUCAUGGUGGUGUAGGAAGAGGGAUCAAGAAGAUUGAAGAAGUUACUGACGAUGAUGGCUUUCUGGCUUUCAUUUGUACAGGGAAGCUGCCGAAGAUGGGUAGUUGGCAAUCAUGUUAUUUUGAUUUAUUCCAAGCACAUCCAUGGUUUAUCUCUCCUUCAAAUCUCCAUUUUGGAUAUUUCGUGUCUAUCCAAAGUUUCUGAUUCCGCUGUGAACUUGUAUUUAUGUUCAUAUCUCAUGUUACUCCGAAUAUUAUUGUAAUAUAUAUCUUUCUGCUGUCUAUCCGAACUUUAGUAGAU